This is a messenger RNA of Trichogramma pretiosum, 16214 nucleotides long. Its product is annotated as midasin-like. The record is from RefSeq and is a predicted model, not a curated record. Gene Ontology annotation, molecular function: ATP binding; ATP hydrolysis activity. Gene Ontology annotation, biological process: rRNA processing; ribosomal large subunit assembly. Gene Ontology annotation, cellular component: nucleus; preribosome, large subunit precursor. NCBI's taxonomy places the organism in Eukaryota, Metazoa, Arthropoda, Insecta, Hymenoptera, Trichogrammatidae.
UUGAGGUUAUAUUAUGGCUACGGUCGACUUUGUAAAUAUAUUUGUAAAAAAGCGGGAUCCUACGUACUAACUGAACUAGUUCAACAGUGUUUUGUUCAAUGUUUUUUUGUUAUCAGUAAUAAUUGUUUGCCUACAUCAAGAGAUUUUUACUGUGUCGUUAAAAUGCUAGAAAAUUUAGGCAUUUUUUGCGCUCGACGCGAGGUCUACAAGCAAAAUUUCAAUAAUAUACUAAAGUUAAAGACAUUAACUCCAGAAAUUGAGACUGAAAUUCUGGAUUCUCUAUGUACAUUUCUAAUGAAUCCUGAAUACUCCAAAGAUGUAGCAGAGUGCUUCUCGCAGUCUUUACUUAGUUUAUUAACAAUGAGUACAACUAGAGAUCAAUCUCAUAAUUAUGAUGGCGAUCCGUUACAUAGAAUUAAUUGUGUCAUUAUAGGAAAACUAAUAUUGAUACAUCCUGAUGUAUUAAUUUUUGCGUUAGAUUAUUUUAAUAAAUAUCCAGCACCUUUUGAAAAAUUAUCCAAAGGUACUAAUGAACCUAGAAAAAUUAAAAGGCAAAUGAGUCAAUCAAGGCCUAGAAAAGUUUCAGACAGUGAAAUUGUUGAGGCUACAUAUAAUAUUUUACUAGCUUUUCCAGAAUAUUUCAAAUAUAAAUUUCAUUGGUCUAAAUUUUAUAAAUACUUAGGACACGAUGAUAUAAAACUUAAAUGGACUGCUAUAAAAUGUGUAGCUAUAGUAUUAGAAAUGUCUGAAUCGCAAAGAAAUAACUGUAUUAAAGCUUUAAUUAAUAACGCUGAUCAGUUCCAAUUUUUGAGUGAUGACCAAGAGAAUGUUAAAUCAAUGUUUGAUGUAAAACAAACAUUGUCAGAACCAGAGCAAUUUGAAAAUCACUGUUCAUCUGUGGUAUCAGUUGCUGGGGUUCUUUUACCUAUUUUUAAUAAAGACAUGACCAAAUCAGUCAAUGAUCUAGUACCUGUUCAAUCCAUGAAAGAAAAUCUUCGCAGUCUCGCUAUUGCAGUGGUAUCUAGAAAAUGUAUUUGUUUGCAAGGUCCAGUUGGAUGUGGAAAGACUGCAAUUAUAGAGUAUUUAGCUGAAAUUACUGGACAUGGACCAUCAGACUUUAUUAAAGUACAAUUGGGGGAUCAAACAGAUUCUAAAAUGCUUUUAGGAACUUACAAAUGUAGCGAUAUACCUGGAGAAUUUACUUGGCAACCAGGUGUAUUGACUCAGGCAGUGAUUGAUGGAAAGUGGCUAUUAUUAGAGGAUAUUGACAGCGCUGCGUUAGAUGUUGCUAGUAUUCUUGGCAAUUUAAUGGAAACUGGAACGUUAUCAGUACCUGGCUAUCGUGACACAAUUUAUGCCAAAAGUGGAUUUCAAUUAUUUUUUACCCAACGAUUAGUUCCAACUAGUUCUGGAUUUCAAAAAAAAUCAUGCAAUGCAGUAAGACUAUUAGAGAAACAUUGGUUUGUUGUGAACAUGGAACCUUUAUCUCAAGAAGAAUUGAUAACAGUUGUAAAAACAUUAUUUCCUGUACUGAGUACUUGCGCUAAAAAAAUUGUUGAAGUUUUCCUUUUAUUUUCAAUGGGAAAUCAUGAAAUCGAUAAAAGUGGAGAUAAUAAUUUGAAAACAAUUUUCAAAACUGGAAGGCUCAUUUCAACUAGAGAUUUGAAAAAAUGGUGUUUGAGAGCAUCAGCUGAUUUUGAAGUAUCAUCUAAUGAGUCUGCUUUGAAAUUACUUCAAGAUGCUAUAGAUAUUUUCUGUUGCUCACUUACAACUCAAGCUCAAAGAUUGAAAGUUGCUGUGGCCAUUGCUAAUAAACUAGGUAUAAUUGAAUAUCAGGCAAAGUAUUUCAUACUAACUCAUGCAGCUAAUCUAACUCCUUCACCAAAUGUUUUUCUUUUUGGAAGAGGAAAAAUCAAUAAGAAAGAAACUUCACUUUUAGCAAUCAAUCAGUCGAUCCCUAGAUAUUCGUUUACAAAACCAUCAGCUCGACUCAUAGAGCGUAUUGCUACAAGUAUAGCACAACGAGAACCAGUCUUACUUGUUGGAGAAACAGGUACUGGAAAAAAUAGCAGCAUUCAGUAUAUUGCCCAAAGUACAGGACAUAAAUUAUUGGUCAUUAACAUGAACCAACAAAGUGAAAGUUCUGAUUUGCUUGGAGGAUACAGACCAGUGGAUUUACGUGUUCUUAUUAUACCAAUUCGGCAAGAAUUUGAGGAUCUCUUUAGAUCAUAUUUUGCUACGGAACCAAAUCAGAAAUUCUUAUCUCAUAUUGAAACUUGUUUUGAAAAAGCACAAUGGAACAAUCUUGUAAUACUGAUGAAACAUAGUACAGAUGCAGCUUUAAGACGAUUAAAAAAUACUAUCAAUGGUUCUGCCAACAAUCAUGGAAUGAUUACUGAAACAAAAUGUGAUCCUAGUCAUACAACACUCAUGAAAUGGCUGAAACUCUCGUCAAAAUUAGAUAAACUAUUAUCUCAAGUUAAUUCUAAGCACUCUAUUGCCUUAUCAUUCAUUGAAGGCUGUCUCGUCAAAGCUCUAAAAGAAGGCUAUUGGAUACUUCUUGAUGAAAUAAAUUUGGCUAACGCCGACACAUUAGAGUGUUUAUCUGGUCUACUAGAAGGAGCUUGUGGUUCUCUAUCAUUAUUAGAACGUGGCGAUCGAGAACCGAUCAAACGUCACCCGGACUUUACUAUUUUUGCUUGCAUGAAUCCUGCUACCGAUGUGGGAAAGAAGGAACUACCCGUUGGCCUACGCAAUCGUUUUACCGAAUUCUAUGUGGACGAGCUCGAAGAAAGCUCCGACCUUCUAUUACUAGUAAAUGAUUACCUGAACGAGCUGCACUUACCAAUCAACAAGCAUACAGCUAUCGUCAAAUUUUAUCAGAGCGUAAGAAGUGAAGCUACACAUUAUUUGUUCGACGGCACGGCUCACAAGCCUGUGUACAGUUUGAGAACUUUGUGCAGAGCACUGAGCGUGGCAGCAGCUAAUCCAUGCAUUACCGUGCUCAGAUCGCUCUAUGAAGCUUUGUGCUUGAGCUUCCUCACGCAACUCGAUCACAAAUCUUAUCCCAUUGUUAAAAAAAUGAUCGACGACGCUAUCUUGGAUAAAAAAUCUGCCAAAGCUGUUGUUGCUGUACCCAUUCCAAAACCUCAGUCAAUAUCUGGGGAAAAGUAUCUAAACAUCGAAGGUUAUUGGAUAGUUCAAGGAAGUAACGAACCAGAACUGCUACCCUCUCAAAACUACGUUUUAACACCGUCCGUUCUGCGUAAUUUUAAAGAUGUCGUACGAGUUGUGUCCAUUGGAAAAAUGCCACUUCUUAUUCAAGGCGACACUUCGGUUGGUAAAACCAGUUUAAUCACUUACUUAGCCAGGGCCACGGGUCACGUUUGUCUGCGCAUCAACAAUCACGAGCAUACCGAUCUUCAAGAGUACGUUGGAAGCUACGUCGCCGACAAAUCAGGCCGACUGAUUUUCCAAGAAGGCAUACUCAUCAAGGCCAUGAGAAAAGGUUACUGGAUCAUCCUGGAUGAAUUAAAUUUGGCUCCCAGUGACGUUCUUGAAGCUCUCAACAGGUUACUCGAUGAUAAUAGAGAAUUAUUUAUCUCAGAAACCCAAGAAACCGUGAAAGCUCACGAAAACUUUAUGCUGUUUGCAACUCAGAAUCCACCCGGUCAUUACGGCGGCCGCAAAGUCCUCUCGAGGGCCUUCCGCAAUCGCUUCGUUGAGCUUCAUUUCGACGAGAUACCGACCACGGAGCUUCAGACCAUUUUGCAUCAGAGGUGCGCCAUACCCGAGUCUUAUUGCAAGCAAAUCAUCGCUGUAAUGCAGGAGCUUCAGGUAAAACGCAAGAACACCGCGACUUUUGCCGGCAAGCGGGGCUUCAUUACUCUCCGAGACCUAUUUCGCUGGGCCGAGCGAUACCGGCAAGCUCCUCACGUCACGGGAUUGUACGAUUGGAACCAACAUUUGGCCGACGAAGGCUAUCUCGUUCUCGCGGCUAAAGUACGAAAAUCUGAAGAAGCUCAGGAAAUUAGGGAAAUCAUUAAAAAGCAUUUGAAGCGUGACGUUAAUCCCGAUGAUUUGUUCACUCUUCACGAGAAGACGUCGUUCGUAACGAGAUCUAUAUUAGAAGAAAUAGAAAAGACCAAAACAGCGUCGUUCAAAAACGUGGUCUGGACUUACCACAUGCGCAGAAUGGCCGUACUCGUUCGAAAAGCCUAUCAGUUCAAGGAACCCGUUUUAUUAGUUGGCGAAACGGGAGGAGGAAAAACUACCGUUUGCCAAAUAAUCGCUCACAUGAGCGGACGCAAAUUGUACACGGUCAAUUGUCACAUGCACACGGAAUCGUCGGAUUUCCUUGGCAACUUGCGUCCCGUGAGGGGCCACAACGACGACGAUAGAUUGUUCGAUUGGGUCGACGGACCUCUGGUCCAAGCCAUGCAGAGCGGAAACUUUUUCCUCGCUGACGAAAUUUCUCUCGCGGACGACGGUGUUUUGGAGAGAUUAAACUCGCUACUGGAACCCGAGCGCAGUCUUUUGUUGGCCGAGAAGGGGAUAAGUUUCGACUGUACGAACGAGUCGGAAAAUUUCAUCGUAGCUAAUGAUAAAUUCUUUUUCCUCGGUACGAUGAAUCCGGGCGGAGAUUAUGGCAAAAAAGAGCUAUCUCCUGCCUUGAGAAAUCGUUUCACCGAGAUUUGGUGCGAUGGAUGUCACGACCGGCAGGAUCUCAAGGCUAUAAUGGCACACAAUCUCAGCGAGAAGAUCGAGGAUAAAGAUAAUUUGACCGACUGCAUAUUGAAUUUCGCAGAGUGGUUAGCUACGACGGAUGUUGGAAAGAAAUUUUCUGUUAGUAUCAGAGAUUUACUUACUUGGACGAAAUUUGUCAACGCUUGUGUGGAGAAAGAGAGAGGCAAGAGAAAACUCACUUUGAAGGAUGCCUAUUUUCAUGGCGCUUGCUUGACGUUCAUUGACAGUUUAGGCUCAGGAAUGAAUAACAUGCUGAGCGUCAAAACCCUGAAGACCUUCGAAAAUAAUGCUUUCGAUUUUAUAAAAUUGCAAAUAGACAAAUUAGUCGAAUCAACUUCAGAAACUUCAGUAGAUAUCGAUUCUGCGGAGACAAAUCACGAUGGCCUCUAUGGGAUAUCACCGUUUUACAUUGAAAGAGGCGAACUCAGCUCCGAGGAGAGCAUUACGUCGUUCACCUUCCAAGCACCGACGACGCAGCAAAAUUGUACAAAGCUCUUGAGAGCUUUACAGUUGUCGAAGCCAAUUUUGCUCGAGGGCAGCCCCGGAGUUGGCAAAACUAGUUUGGUAUCUGCUCUUGCUCAGGCUUCGGGACAUAGCUGCUUGCGCAUCAACUUGAGCGAUCAAACCGAUAUAUCGGACUUAUUUGGUGCCGAUCUGCCAGUCGAAGGCGGCAAAGCCGGCGAAUUUUCAUGGAAAGACGGACCCUUUUUGAGAGCUCUGAAGGCAGGCCAAUGGAUUCUCUUAGAAGAAAUGAAUCUAGCUUCGCAGUCAGUUUUGGAAGGUCUGAAUGCUUGCUUCGAUCACCGAGGACAAAUUUACAUACCGGAGCUAGGAAAAACAUUCAAUGUCAGGUCAGAAACUAAAUUAUUUGCCUGUCAGAAUCCUUUGCGUCAAGGUGGCGGUCGUCGUGGUUUGCCAAAGUCAUUUUUAAAUCGUUUUACCCAAAUUUUCGUUGAUGCUUUAUCCAACGAUGAUCUGAAGUUUAUUGCAUCAUCGCAAUAUCCGAAAAUCGAUUCCAUGAUAGUUGAGAAAAUGACUGAAUUUAAUUUGCGUAUGGCUCGCGAAGCCGGUGUUAACUGGGGAAUUUAUGGAGCUCCGUGGGAAAUGAAUCUGAGAGACAUAUGCAGAUGGUGUGAAGCAACGAUUGAAACUGCAUAUAUUAACACAGAAGGAUCGGUCGUUUGCAACCCGGGAAAUGCGGUUGAACUAAUUUAUGUCGAUAGAAUGAGAACAAGGCAAGAUAAAGACAAGGCUAAACAAAUAUAUGAAGAAAUAUUUGACAUAAAUGUCUAUCCACUAUUACCACCGGUAACUGUGCAUAUGAGCGAAGAAAAAGUUUAUUUUGGAUCGAUAGCUGUUGAGCGUACUGAUUCUUCCUAUUGCACUGAUUCAAAUUUUUUAUUGCUUAGAAAUCAAAUGUCUACUUUGCAAAGUCUCGCUCUGUGCGUUAAAAUGAAUUGGGUGUCUAUACUUGUUGGAAGCUCUGGAAGUGGUAAAAGUAGUGUUGUACGCGUACUCGCUCAAAUGGCUGGUCAGAAACUGAAGUCAAUAGUAGUCAAUUCAGAUAUGGACAAUUCAGAAAUAUUAGGCGGUUUUGAACAAACCGAUUAUAAUCGACACUUGGAAUACUUAAUUGAGCAAACAGAGACUUUACUGAUCAAACAUUUAAAAACAAAAGUUCAGAAAGAAAACAUUGGCCAAAUUGAAAAGUACCAUAGUUUGAUUGAACAUGUUCGCAGCUUCUUAGACGAUGAAUGCAAAUUGCUCACCACGUCUGCAGCAACGGAACAAUUCAUUCGUAGAAUAGACGGAUUAUCGAUGUUGCUCGCUGAAAUGAAGCGAGAAAAAUUACUUUUGACAGAAAUACGAGCUAUCAGAGUACAACUGCGACAGCUCAAAUCAUGCGUAGAAGAAGAUCAAUGUCUCAACGCCGGUGGUAAAUUCGAAUGGGUCGACAGUGUUUUAGUGAAGUGUCUAAAAGAAGGAACAUGGCUGCUGAUAGAUCAAGUCAAUUUAUGCAGUCCUGCAGUAUUGGACAGGCUUAACGGAUUGUUAGAACCCAACGGAGUACUCAGUAUCGGAGAACGAGGUAUUGGCAGUGAUGGCAACAUCGUAACCGUUAAACCUCAUGAAAAUUUCCGGUUAUUCUUUGCUAUGGAUCCGAAGCACGGAGAAAUUUCAAGGGCUAUGCGCAACAGGGGCGUUGAAAUUUUCUUGUUGCCCAAUCAAGAAAGCCCUGAUACCGUCGACCUCGACUACCGUUCGCUUUUGCAUCAAACCGGACUUACCAAACGCAACCAUCAAGAAGCUCUGAUGAUGCUGCAUAAACGCAUGUGCGAAGAUAUAUCGAACUGCGAUAAUCUGAACGUUAUCCAACUGUUGCAUACCGCUUUUUUGGUGGUGCAACAACUCAGACGUGCUUUCCCAGUUGUCCAGGCAUUCGAGAGCUCUUGCAAGGACGUUUAUAUACGCGCCAGGUCGAUCUUCGAUCAUGAAACGCGCUUGCGUCUCAUUGCAAUCAUCGUAGAUACUAUUUGUGAGUACGAGGUCGGCACUGCAAGUGACUACGUUUUCGAUAUGAAUGUAGCUACAUGUAAUUUGGAUAGCUUGUAUGAGAAUUCAAAACUUUCUAUUAUCAAACAUCAUGGCUUUCUUCUGGAUUGGUGCGUCCGAGAGUACUUGCGUGUGUCAAAAGAACACCCAGAAAGUUUAGUAAAUCUGAAAACUGAAUUUUUCAACAACUUUUUUUCUUACGAUGUCGAAUCAACGAGUACUGGUCUAAUGGAAAUUGUACCUUAUAUUUUACUCAAUUUUUACGAAUACUCUACUAUGGCCGAUGUAGAGCAGAGAAAAAAAUGGGCUUCUAGUUUAUUCGAAAGAUGUUCUGGUAUGAAAUACUUUGGUAUUAAAAGUGAAAUUCUUGCCACUGAUGUUUCAAGAUACGAGUUAGACAGCAAUUUGGACAUUAAUUUACCCUGGGACAAUAAACUAUUUAAAAGAGCUAAUAAUAUGGCCCUCAUACUGUUCUUUGAUAUGCUGAUUGCCGAUCACGAUACCAGAGCCAAUUUGACGAUCAAAGAAUCGGACGAAUUCAUAACUGUUGCUCAAUUUUCUGAAGCUACUCGCAUGGGUGAAACAACGUUCCAAUUACAUGACCAAUUAUUAAUAUCAAAAUAUGGAACGAUUUUACAUCAGUUUAAACGAUGCAUCAAUGGCAUGAUAAAAAGUACAAAAACCGUCCUAGAUAAUACCAAGUAUGUCCUUCUUCGUCAGAAAUUACAAUCGUAUAGAAGAUUUUGUAAUUUAGGAGAUAAGAACCUGAUGAAAAAAACGGACCUUAUGAAUAUAUCUGAUGUAAAUAUGGAUGAAAUUGCUUUGUUGCUGAAAGUUCAUUUCAAAUGGUUAAAAAAAUGUGUGUUUUUCCUUAACGAAAUUUACGAAGAUAGAUCUUCCAAUCCGAAGUACAAAAAAGAUUUUAAACAGUUGAAAGAAAGUAUUCAUCAAGUGGAAAAGGAAUCAGCGACAGUGUACGAUCCAUUCCGAAAAGUUUGCAAACUAUACAAAAAGCAAAUAGUUUCUUCGUUAGCUUGCUCAUUUAAUACAGCAUUAAACGUGUAUUCUCAGCUUAAAUAUGUUACAGAAUCUUUUUCACCGUCAAAAAACAAAUACUUCAGUGGUCCAUUAUCAGAAGAAUCUAAAUUCAUUACCCUUCAAACUGAAGAAGCAUUGAAAAUAAGAUCAGAAUUGAUUCAUCUUUGGCAUAAAUUUUACAUCAACGAAGAAUUCGAAGAAGAUGUUUUGGAAAAAUUGUUCAAAAUCGGUCAUUACUGUGAUGAGCACUUCAAUAUUUCUACUUUUUCUGAUGAUAAAUUAUCAAGUGUUUUAAAAACGAAUUCUUCUAAAGACUUGAUCAAAUGGACAGCCAAAAUUCAACUUUGGCCUAUUCAUGAGUAUAUGCUAAAUUUAUACAUUGGGAUGGUUCAAACACAAUUGUUUAAGAAGUUUAUCAGCGAAGAAAACGAUUAUAGUCUACCAUUCUUCAACUUGUCAGAUCAUGAAAUAGAACUUUCAAAUGUUCCGACCGAACUUUUAGCAAUAUUAAAAGCCAUACAGACGAAAAAAGAUUUGCCUGAAGAAAGAAAUCGGCUAAUAUUCGCACUUUCUAUUUGGUUCACGAAAUUCAGUGAAAAUUCGUAUGCUACAAAAUACUACAAAGAAAUAACUCAUUGGCAAGCUAAGUGUACUGAACUUCAAAUCAAAUCUCCCGUCGAACGAGAAGAAAUGAGCUUGGAAAAUCCCGUUAGUGGUCCCGUAUUAAUAAAUCUAGUCACCGAAAUUCUUUUAAAUAAAAAUCAAAUAGAUCAUCGUAGUCACGGAUCGUUGAACUUUGAAGCCAAUCUUGGAAGGUAUCAAGCUUGUUUGCAUCAACUACAAACAGUAAACGAUAUGCUAUGGGCAAAUAGUGUGUCGAUAAAUUCGCAACGCUUUGAUUUCAUUGCAAAUGAUGUCGAGACAUUGCGUUUGUUGGUCAGUAACUUUUUAUCGGCUAGCGAGCAAAUCGACACCGAUACUUUAUUUAAAAAACAUCUUAAAAGUGAUAAAUCUGGGUCAAAACCUAUUAUCGAAGACGAGUACUUGAAACCUUUAGAAGAACUUAGAAAAAUUUCCAAAACUUUGGAACAGGAUACAAGUAAUCCAGUUAGGGGUAAAGCUUGGACUUUAUUAGGCUUCUUGCAAACUUUUGUUUUUGGUAAUAUUGGCUACAUCGAUCCAGUAUAUAAAGUAAUGAUCAAAUUGGGCUACGUUGAUGACGAAAUAUCUGAUUCCAAAAGUACCCUGUAUGUUGCCAAGCUAUACUCGAAAAUUUUAGGAUUGGCUGAUUCUGCAAAACAUCAUCCAAGACUUGUAGAAAUUGAACGCAAUCUACAAACAUUGAAAAUUGAGAAAGAAUCAUUACAGAGUCGGCAGUCAGUCAGACCCUCGAAUUCCGAGUUUACCGCUUUAUCAAAAGAGUUUUCUAACUUCCGACAAUCUCUUGGUUCAUUUUCUGUUAUUGAUAAACAUAUAAAACAAUUAAGCGAAACAAUAUCACAACUUGAAUUCCAGGGAGAUUUGAAAUUCUUGGACAAUGCAAAAUCGACCAAUCGGGCAGCUGAAAUCUGGCUAGCAUCGUUACGUGGCUUUAUGAACAAAGUAGAAGAACAAUUUUUACUCGGUUAUCCCGAUAUGGUUUAUCCUGUAAUUACCGGUCUUGCACGAAUUCAUCAUGGCAUACGAAUACUCAUUGAAGAAAGCAAUCGUUUGAUAUCUGCGUCUGAAACAAAUCUUGGCGCGGAAAAACUUGAAUCUCUCUUAUGCAAUUUAGUUCGUUUUCCUACUUUUGGUUCUAGUCAAGAAAACUUUUUGGAGCUCGUAAAUUUGUGCACUUCGCGAGAAAGUCGCGAGCUUGUAUUAUUCAGCGUUAUGCCUGAUAAUAAGCUUCUAGCUGUGCGUGAACAGUUUCGUCUCACCAUGUCCGGGUUGUAUGAAAUUCAAAAUUACAUUGUUCUCAAAGGAACGUUGACUAAAAAAACAUGGGUUGAAUUGAACGAACUAUUGAAUCAAAUCGUUGCAACAUGGCGUCAACAAAAAGCAGAAACAGAAAAGCACGAAGAUGAAAAUAUAAUGGCAGAAAUAUCGGACGAAGAAGAACAAAUCGAUCGGGAACUUAAAAUUCUAUUUCCCACUUAUCGUGAUGAUUUGGCAGAUAUUGACGAAACUUUUACACCUGCUUUAGAAAAAAGUGUUUCGCCGAAUAAAGAAAAUAACUAUGUUACUCUCCUUACUGAUACUGAUAUUCAAAAGGUUCACGAGAUACAUUCAAAUAUCGUGAACUUUUAUAUUACCUCGGAAUGGUUAAUGAGGAAAUCAUCCCAAUUAGCAGUUCACUACGAAAAACCACUUCUUCAACGCUAUAGUACAUUUGCAAUAAUCUCAAAUAAAAUUUCUCCAGCUUUGAGCAACAAUCUUACAGAAAAUUUAUAUACUAGCAUUAAUCUACUAGCUUCAUUUGCUAGACGCUUAAACCGAGGAGAAGUUUUAAACCCACUUAAUAACGUAAAAUCGUCGAAGCCGUAUGAUUAUUACAGAGACAGUAAUGUAAAAGAAAUUGAAAAUUGCAUUCCUCUCCUCGAGAAUAUCACCAAUAAAGUUUCGGAUUUAUUAAAUGAAUGGUCUCAACAUUCAACUUUAAAGUCAAUUAAGGUAGUGCUUGAAAAAAUUUACUCAUUUCCUGUUACGUCUGCGGUAUCCAAAUUUUUGACUGGCUUUGAAUUGCUUCUUGUGAAAAUGCAUGAAUGGGAGGAAAAUGCACCCCACGAUGCAUCAUUAAGCGAGUUCAUAUUUGCACUGAUAAGGCAAAUAAAAGAGUUACGAAAACUUGAACUUGCUUGCUGGAAGGAUUGCCUAGUAGCCACUGAAACAAAAUUGCAAGAAAAUGCUUCUAAAAAUUGGUUCUUUUUAUAUUCCCUGACCGACAGUUACAUCAAAAAAGAAAAAUUGAAAGGCGAGGAGGAACCUAUCACAUCUGUCAAAUUAAUUAAAUCAUUAGAACUUUUCAUGAAAGAAUCGCCUCUGGUCGAAUUUAAAGCGCGGUUACAACUACUUAUGACAUUCCAUCAUCAUGCUUACUUCGCGAAAACCUGUACCGAAAGGGAUGAAUUGCUUGCUAUCACGUGGAACGUCCACAAUUAUUACUCGCAAUUUUCAUUAGGCAUUCAAAAGAGAUUAAAUGCUGUAAAAGCACCUAUUGAAAAUAAACUAGAAGCUUUUCUUAAUAUUGCUCGAUGGAAUGAUAAAAGCUAUUGGGAAGUCAAAGAAAAAGUUAAGGAAACUCAUCGUACUUUAUACAAAUACAUCAAAGAAUAUGAAACUAAUUUGAAAGAUCCAGUGACACCUUAUCUUAUAGUGAAGCCAAUUUCUGAAGGUGACGAGGGUACGUUUGAUCGUUUAUAUCUACAUGAUAAUGAUCACAUUACGUCAGUUGAUCCCAAAGAAUUCACCGUUUCAAUCCCUGCUCAUUCUUUCAAUGCUCCAACAGUACAAAGUGAUUUGAUUACCAGAGCAGAAAAUCACUACUUGACUCGGGCUACAAAGCUUUGCGAAAAAAUUAUUUCUUCUUCCUCGUAUUAUAGUUUACGUAUGGAAUUUGAAGAAUUUAUCAAAGAAAAAGUAGGUAGUAGCAUAGAAUUACGAGAACUAAAAAUUGGUAAAAGAGUGCCUUUGUCGGUAAAAAAACGGAAAGCUAAGUCUAUCUUGCAACGAAAAAAAUCAGCUCUUUCUGAUUACUUUGAAGAUAUCAAGAGUUUUGGAGUAUCGAAUGUGAAUGUGAACAGUGAGUCAGAAGGGCUCGACUUUACCAUACCACCAUUAGAACUUGAAGCUGCUCUGAAAAAUACGCUUGAAUUUGGGAAACUCGAUGAAAAAACAAUAAACCAAUGGAUAGGAUGCGAAAAAUACUAUUAUGGCUCUCUUAGCAAACUGAAUGCUUUGAUUCAAUCGCUUUCAACAAACGCAACAGAUUUAGGAGUAAAUAAUAUAGAAUUGUGCAAAGGAUUCUCUGCCCACCUCAUGCUUUUAGCCAAUGAACAGAAGAAAAAUCUGGCCACUGUUCUCAAAUACUUCAUUAGUCUUCGAUCGCAAAUCAAUGAUUUGACUUUCAUAAAUCCUGAUGACAAUACCGCCACGAAACAAAAAGAUAUUCGAAAUAGCGCCAACAACUUACGCGAGUUACUUAUAACUAUUCGAGCUAGUUUAGAUCAACUUUUGGUCUAUCUGCAUGCUUGCCCGGAACAAUCGAAUUCAAGAGACGUCAGUAGCAUUUACACUUUAUCAUCUCAUGAACUACCUUUUGAAGAGUGUAAAAAAGGAGACGCUACAUGGAAAAAAGCCAGUAGUUACAUUACAGAGUGCUCAGACAUUGUUUCGAGCUUAGCUGAAGAGUUCAAUAAAUUAUUUCCAGAAAUGUAUAUCUUAUGUGGUGAAAAUAAUGAAAUGGAAGACCAAGUAAAUAUAAUCAAUUCUAGACAUUUCGGAUUCUUGAAAAACAGUUUUGAGAGCUUGAAAACUGUCAGAGAUAAAAUAAUCGAAUUUUCAAAUAUGUUUAUUACAAAUGAUGGUUCGUACCAUCCAUUACUUAAUAAUAUUAAAUUUUUGGAAGAUAGUAUUGGCGACAAAAUCAAAGAAUUCGAUAAUCUGGUCACAGCUUUGAACAAACCACUGGAAUCGGAGGACACGUGGAGUACCGAUAGUUUAGAUCAAUAUGAAAUUGAAUUAGAAAAACUAGUCAAUAUGAUUUUGAUUGUCAUUCAAAAUAAAUACAAAAAUAUAGUAGGAGCGAUAUCUGAGAAAAACGGAGAUAAUGCAAACAGUAAAGUUGAUGGAAAAUUAAGGGACAAAUUAAUAAAGUCCAUAGAAAUAGAUAUCAAAGCAUUAAAACUGAAAGACAUUCAUCAAAGUUUAAACAGUUUAUUAAAAACGACGUUCAAUGUCGAUCAGAGGAGUAUUCUCAGUUACACGAGGCUUCUUCAAAAAUGCUUACCACUGUUCCAACAGUAUCUUUUGCUCGCUCAAUUUUAUAUUAACGAACAAACAGCUUCGUUACGAUUGACGUGUAAAAUUUUACACUUGCAACUCAACGUUUUUUUAGAUCUUGCCAACAACGGAUUUUGUAUUCCAGAUGAUUUAGAUCUUACAUCGAGUGACGAAGGUGAACAGGAAAAAGAAAACGAGAAUGGUAUGAAUCUCGGUGAUGGCGAAGGUCAGAGAGAUGUUUCUGAUCAAGUAGAAAAUGAAAAUCAAUUGGAAGAAGCAACAUUGGUCGGUCAAGAAGGAAAAAAAUUAGAUGAUGAAGAUAGUACUGAAAAGAAUGAAGGAAUCGAACGUUCUGAAAAUGUUGAGGAAAAAUCACAAGACGUGAAUAAAAAAGAUGACGAUAAGGAAGAAGAUGAAGCUUCAGAUUUAGAUAAGCAAACGGAUGAGAUCGAGGAUGUAACUGACAAGCUCGACGAACAAAUUUGGGGUGAAGAUGAGGAAAAACUUGAAGAAAUCGGUAAUGGAGAACAGUCAAAUACUGAGUCUCAGCAAGAUUCUCAUGGUCAAAGUGAAGAAAUAGAAGCGUCUGAAAGAGACCAACAACAAGGAAUAAAUGAAAUGAAGGAACCGCAGUACGACGAAGAUCAAGUGAAUCCUUCUCAUGGGCAAAUGGAAGCUCCAACCGAACCAGAAGGACUUAAUUUACCCGAAAAUAUAAAUAUCGAUGAGACAGAAAUGAGAGACGAUGAACCAAUGAACGAAGAAAAUCCUUUCGACUUAGACAAAAUGAGAGGAGAUAUGGUUUCUCAUGAGCCGGACAUUUUUGAGACUACGGAAGAAGUGGUUGAUUAUGAAGUUGAGUCAGAAAAGUAUUAUUCGGGUGAUGAUAAACAUGAUCCGGAAAAAUCUUCGGAUAAUUUUGAUAAUCACGAAGUAAUUACCAUCGAUGAAGACCAGAAUAUGACAGAUGCUGAAGUAACUCCAUCUUCGCAAAAAGUUGAAAAAGAAGAAGAAAAUGGUGAACCAGAGUCAAAAAAUAAAGACGAGGAUGAAAAUCAAGAAGACAAAUCUUUACCGCAUAGUGGCGAAGCAGCUCAAGGACUACCGGAAGGUAGUUUACGAGAUACAAUUUCUAAAGAAUCGAUCGAUAAUCUCGAGUUUAAUUCGGAAUCUAAUUCUGAAAAUUGGCAAGAUGUAAAGGACAUAUUAAAUAAUCACACACUAACAGAUCAGGCUGAUGCCGAAAAGAAAAGAAAAAAUAUGAGUGAAAGCGAUGAAGACUACGAGUUAACCGAAAGCAAUGAGCCUAAACAGAAAAAAAUAAAAAACAUAGUUAAUGCUCGAAAUGAAUCAGCUGAAGAUGUGAUAGGAGUAAGUGAAUCCGAUUGCUAUGAAGUAGAUAAUGCAGUGGAAAAACUGUUAAAAGAAAAAGUUUCUAAUAUUGAAAGAGAAGAAAGAUCGUCUAAAAAACAACAUGAGGAAGCGAUGGAUGUCGACGUGUAUGAAGAUGAAAAAAUCGAACCAAUGGACGAUGAUUUUUCUGUCAAAGAUAAUCUAGAAAAAGUUGAUAACGAAAAAAAAGCUAAUGAUAGUCAGCUUGAAACGCCAGCUGAGGUUGAUAUUCAAGGUGAAGUUACUGAAACCACGAAAGUUUCGCGAGGCGAUGAAGUAAAUUUCUUUAUCAAUAACAUUACGUUCGAACCGGAAACCAUAUCGUCUGAACAAAUUGAAUCUCGAAGAGUAGAAGUUGAAAAAACUCUCAGCCAAUGGGUUCAGAAACCAUCAACAGCCGAAGCAUUGGCAGCUUGGAAUGAUGUCAGUGCAGUGACACAUAUUGGUGCCUGUGAUCUGGCAGAAAAACUCAGGCUAGUCUUGGAACCUUCCCAAGCGACUAGUCUAAAGGGCGAUUAUCGUACAGGUAGACGUAUUAAUAUGCGAAAAAUUAUUCCGUACAUCGCUAGUCAAUUUCGUAAAGAUAAAAUUUGGCUACGUCGUACUAAACCAUUCAAACGCAACUAUCAAAUUGUAUUAGCCAUAGACGAUUCCAGUAGUAUGGUAGACAAUCAUUCCAAGGUAUUGGCAUAUGAGUCUGUUUCACUUAUAAGCAAAGCUCUGACUCAUUUGGAAGCUGGAGAACUGAGUAUAAUAAGCUUUGGAGAAGAGACAAAUAUAUUGCAUCAACUUGGUGAUACAUUCACUGAACACAGUGGUGCUAGAUUGAUGCAAGAAAUGAGAUUUGAGCAAAAGCAAACCUUGAUUGCAAAAAUGCUCGAUUUUACAGUAGAUAUGUUCGAGAGUCAUAGUAGCUCCUUGGAUAAUGCCAAAUUGCUAGUCAUAAUAUCAGAUGGACGAGGCGUAUUUUCGGAUGGAAUCCAAAGAAUUAAAUGUGCUAUUCGAAGAGCUAGAUUGGCAGAUAUUUUCUUAGUUUUUAUUAUUGUAGAUAGUCCCAUGAACAAGGAAUCCAUUUUUGAUAUUAAGAUGCCUGUUUUCAAAGAUGGUAGAUUAGCAGCAAUGAACCCCUACAUGGACAGUUUUCCAUUCCCAUUUUACAUGAUUUUGAAGGACAUAAAUACUUUGCCUGAAGUUUUAAGUGAUGCUUUGAGGCAAUGGUUUGAGAUUGUGGGAAUAAAUCACUCGUAAAUUGUAUCAUAAAACAUAAAAAUCAAUUUAUUGCAUGUUUAGUAUGUAUGUUUCUUAAAAUAAUUGAAUGAAUCGUUUAACCAAUGAAUUUAUACAUUUAUAAUUGUAAAUAAAGUUGAAUUUUUGGUCAUAUUUCAAGAAUGAUAUAAUUGAGAUCUAGGAUUUUAUCAUUUUUAUGCAUUUUGUCAUUAAUGUUACCCAAACCUACACUUUAUUGUGUUUAAUUUAAGCCUGAAAAUGAAAAACUUGUUAUCAUU